Messenger RNA from Xiphias gladius (swordfish), 2997 nucleotides. RefSeq names its product DEAF1 transcription factor (gene deaf1). Gene Ontology annotation, molecular function: DNA binding; DNA-binding transcription factor activity, RNA polymerase II-specific. Bases 468 to 2144 code for a protein of 558 amino acids. Gene Ontology annotation, cellular component: nucleus. The record is from RefSeq and is a predicted model, not a curated record. The transcript is spliced from 13 exons. NCBI's taxonomy places the organism in Eukaryota, Metazoa, Chordata, Actinopteri, Istiophoriformes, Xiphiidae. Gene Ontology annotation, biological process: regulation of transcription by RNA polymerase II.
AAAAGUAGAAAGUCCAGAUUGAUUAGAAGACGUCUAAAAAUACCGGAAACACACUCUAAAAUACAUACCAUGACUAAAUUGUAGCUGUAGAACCACUAGUCACAAACUCUCUGGAAAUUUAGAUUUUCUGGGCCCUAUUUCUGUCUUCUGUGUGUGUGUGUCCAUUGGCCGCUGUGUGUCGCUUCGGGUCGAAUCAUGUUAUUUCGGCAUUCUCCGGUGCAUCGCUUUCCUUGACUUCAUGAGAAAAAAACAAACAGUCGGGCCGCCUUCGUCUCUCAGCGUUAGCGCCCCUUAGUCUUCGACGUUUCCAUUAAUUUCGGAGGAAGCAUUCAUGAUUGUAUCGACUGUCGUUAACGGUUUCCCUACUAGAGUUUCUUCUCCGGUUCGUACGUGGCUCGGCUUCGCUCGGAUCCCGCUCUGCCCCGCUGCUGCUCGGUCACAUUCGGCUCUUGUCGUUCGACGGAAGAAUGGACGAAGCGGACUCGGCCACGAAGGCGCUCGGGCUGGAUGAACCGCCCAUCGGCGGCCCGCCGGUGGAGGGAGUGGGCUCGGAUACCGAGUCGGAGGCCGAAGUCACCACGAUGGCCGUGAUGGCGGAACCGGGAAACAUCGACAUGGGAGCCGAGUCCCUGCCGAGCCCAGACGAGGCCGAGGCGGCAUUUGCAGAGGUGACGGCGGUGACGGUGGGGGACGUUCAGGCUGCGGAGGACAACGUUUUCACCACGACCGUUGCCACGUCGGGAAGCCUGCCCGAACACGUGCUGAGUGGAAGGACGACGCUCCAGCUGGGUGAAGGCCUCAGUACCCAGAAGGCCACUCUGAUUGUGGUUCACACCGAUGGCAGCAUCGUGGAGGCUGCUGGCCUCAAGUCUGCCACCGCCAUCGCACCAAGUCCCCAGACCACGCCCACCCCGCUGACUCCACCCCAGGACAAAGACUCCUGCUCCAAGUACAACUGGGACCCCUCAGUCUACAACAACGAGCUGCCGGUCCGCUGCAGGAACACCAGCGGAGUCCUCUACAAGAACCGACUGGGAUCAGGGGGUAAAGGUCGUUGCAUCAAACACAACCAGCAGUGGUUCACUCCCACUGAGUUUGAAGGUCUGGCAGGAAGAGCGAGCAGCAAAGACUGGAAGAGGAGCAUCAGAUACGCUGGCAGACCUCUGCUCUGCCUCAUACAGGAGCAUAUCCUGAACCCCCACGCUGCCUCCUGUACCUGUGCAGCCUGCUGUGACGACCUGACAGCGUGUCCAAAGGACGGAGACACACUGGCAGCAGAAAACAUCAGCAUGACCGGUCCGGUCCGCCUCUUCGUCCCAUACAAGAGACGGAAGAAGGACACAGAGCCUCCAGUCGUCCCCCUCAAAAAGGAGCUUCCUGCAACCAAAAGUAUCGCACUGACCCCUGGGACCACAUUCACUGUGUCCCCGUCUGGACAGUUCACUACAUCCGGCGCCUUGACCUUUGACCGCGCUCCAACGGGUGACGCCACGGCCGCUGCUGCCGCCGCCGCCAUCAUCUCAGAGGGCUCGGCACAGAGUGAGGUGUUCGCCAGCACCGCAGUGCUGACGGCGUUGCCAGCAUUGGCCGUGACUCCUCAGCCCGUUCAGGCCAAGAUGGCGGUGGCGGCGGCGGCGGCGUCUCCGUCGGCGGGGCUGGUGAAUGGGCUGGAGGUGGGGCCCGUGGGCGGGGCGGGGCCGGAAGUGAGCGAGGGGCAGAAGAACACCUGGCUGUACCUGGAGGAGCUGGCCAAUACGCUGCUGAGCAACGUCCAGCAGCUGAAGGCUCUGAUCGAACAGGCCAAAAACUCUGCGGGGGACACGACGGGGCUCAGAGGUCAGGGAGGUAGGAAGGAGUGUGGUUUCAGUCAGUCGUUUCAGAGCCAGAUUGCUUUUCAGCAGCCGGACGACUCUGAGGCCAAGAGGAGCUCCGACAUUACCGAGAUCAUAAUCAACAUGUGUGUGAACUGUGGUCGGGUGGCGAUGAGUGAGUGUACGGGCUGUCACAAAGUCAACUACUGCUCCACCUUCUGUCAGAGGAAGGACUGGAAGGAUCAUCAGCACACCUGCUGUCAGUCGGCAGGGGGCGUGGCCGUCCAGGAGGAGGAGCCAAUCACAGCCAUCGACAUGGACAAGGUGAAGUGAAGGUGUCGCAGGUGGCCCCGAGGUCACCACCGCCCAUCAGCUGCUGCAGACAGGAAGUCCCCAUGUGGGCAAAAGAGGAGAGGUCUUCACUUAAUACCUCCUUGCCCGAACUUUUAUUGUGAAAGUGUCCCCGCAGACCAGCAUUGAGAGGAAGACCUGUGAUCUCCGGGGAGUUGUACUUGUUGUAUAUAGACUGCACUGACUCUUCAUUUCUAGAGCCAAGUUGGGAGUUUUCCCGUUCACUUCAAUGCAGUGAGAGUUUGAUCUAGUGGACGUUAGAGGAGCUGCAUCUCUCCACAAUUCAGCUCUGAUCAUCAAGUUUCUGCUUCUGGAAACAGAAAACUAUCACACACUGAAAUGGACGUGAGCGCAAUCUGCACAAAAUGAAUCUUUUGGUAAUUAUCACAACAACAAUUCAUUCAAGUGUUAAAAUCAGAUUGUAAAAAAGUUUAGUUUAGGGCUACAACUAACUGUUACUUUCUUUAUUGCUCGUUGAUCAGUUCUUCUCCCCAUUUAAAUCAUUAUUUUAUCAGUUGCUAUAAUGAUGAUUUUUAUUCCUUAUCUUCCCUCGGUAGCUGUUAUCUCUUUCUUGAAACAUAAUUUUACUGCCAUUUUAACUCUCGAUAAGCAGAACCUCCAGAGACGUCCCGGUUAAAAUAAAGGUCAAAAGCAUCAGUGAAAUAAAAAAUAUUAAAUUAAAACCCCAACCCAUCCUGGCCAAUACUUUGAUAUGUAUUAUUUAUUGUCUUUUCUAAAUGUUAUUGUGGUAUUUUUCUUUAUUAUUGUUAUUCAUGAUUCACAUUGUCAGAUUGUAAAGGUUUUCUUCCCUUUUAAACUAAUGUUUGUGAUCCGA